GCCAAAGUCAAACUCAUCACUCGGCGGUCGGCGCAUCGGUUUUUGAUCGGGAAACUCGAGCACAGUUCAGUUUUAUUACUGGUACCAAUUCAUAACGCCGAGCCAUUGGCAAGUCGGUUCCGAGAAGCUAUAUAUUCUCACGAAAUGACACGGACGGUUCAAAUCAUAUCAUAGUUCAUAAGCGACUGCAAGGGGACAAAUCGCAUUCACAAAACAUACACCAUUAAUUAUUGGUACAUUCACACGUCACUGCCAGAGGAAAGGACCUUCGCGAGCGGCGGCACAUGAGGACGGUGGCUCUGAGCUGGAGCUCCCUGGGCUCGCUCGUGGCCACGGCCGUGGUGGUGCGCACGGCGGUGCGCGACGUGCUCCCGCCGGAGGCGCACGGCGCGCUGCGGGCGCUCCUGGCGUGCGCCGCGGCCGCCUUCGCCCAGCCGUCCGACACCAUCGUGGUCCACGAGACGGACGCCAACGGCGUGCCCAACGAGCUCUACGACGCGGCGCAGCUCUACCUCGGCGCGCGCUGCCUCGCGUCGGCCCCCGCGCUGCACCUCCACAAGGCGCACGGCGCGGGCGACGUGGUGGCGUCGCUGCCGGACGACCACACGGCGCGGGACACGUUCCGCGGGGUCCGCGUCCUGUGGGCGUCGCGGCGCGCGGAGUCGAGCGGCGCCUACUCCCCGUCCGGGUUCGGCGGCGGCGGGGGCGGGAGAGGAGGCUGGUCGCGUGGGUUCAGCUACCCGGUCGGCGGCGGGCACCAGCAGCAGCGGUGCCUCGUCCUCCAGUUCCCGCGCCGCCACCGCGACGUCGUGCGCGACGCAUACAUCCCCCACGUCCUCGACAUGGCCGCCAGGCUGCGGCUCAAGACGCGGGAGCGGAAGCUCUACACCAACAACUACGGCGGCUGCGGCGGGCCGGACGCGCACGAGAUGCUGUGGUCGUCGCACCCGUUCGCGCACCCGUCCACGUUCGACACGCUCGCCGUCGACCCGGCGCUCCGCGACGGCAUCCGCUCCGACCUGCUCCGCUUCGUGCGCCGGCGGGACCACUACGCGCGCGCCGGCCGCGCCUGGAAGCGCGGCUACCUGCUGCACGGCCCGCCGGGGACCGGCAAGACCAGCCUCAUCGCGGCCAUCGCCAACUUCCUCGAGUUCGACAUCUACGACCUGGAGCUCACCGCGGUGCAGUCCAACACCGACCUCCGGAGGCUACUCGCCUGCACGCGCCCCAUGUCGCUGAUCGUCGUCGAGGACAUCGACUGCUCCCUCGGCCUCCUCGACCGGACGAAGGCCGCCGACGACGCCGAGCGGGACAUUGCGCCGCCGCGCCAUCUCAGCUUGUCGCGAUUCCCACCGAUGGGAGGGCCAGGGAUGUACGGGGAUAAGAUCAGCCUGUCCGGCGUGCUCAACUUCGUGGACGGGCUCUGGUCGUCCUGCGUCGGGGAGCGCCUCAUCGUGUUCACCACCAACCACGUCGACCGCCUCGACCCGGCGCUGCUGCGGCCCGGCCGGAUGGACCGCAAGAUCGAGCUCGGCUACUGCAAGGGCCCCGCGCUGCGCGUGCUCGCCAAGAACUACCUCGGAGACUGCGGCACUCCCGGCGGCGGCGAUCACGAACCGGCUAAUGGUGACCAGAGGUACGAGGAGCUGGUCGGGGAGGCGGAGGUGUUGCUGGAGGAGGUGCACUUGACGCCGGCCGAUGUCGCGGAGGUGUUCAUGGGGUGCGACGGCGACGGUGCCCUCGCCGCGCUACAGAAGCUCGUCGACGAUCUCAGAAGCAAGAAAGUCGUUCAGGAAUGCGCCGCCAGCGACGUGUGACGCCAUGUGCCCAUGUGUGUAGUACACGAUCAAGGUCGCUGUCAGGUUGUCACCUAUCAAAAAACAGUUUGAUUGAAAACGCCAUGAGUGGAAGCUUUCACAUGGUACAUUGGUGAAUCGGGUGAAAAGUUGUUAACUAUUAUUGGAAAGUUGCAUCAUGAACCAAUAUAAUCCGAGAAACAAAUUAGAAUGGCAA
Zea mays is the source of this 2013-nucleotide messenger RNA. RefSeq names its product AAA-ATPase At3g28580. The transcript has a single exon. Lineage: Eukaryota; Viridiplantae; Streptophyta; Magnoliopsida; Poales; Poaceae. The record is from RefSeq and is a predicted model, not a curated record. Bases 285 to 1817 code for a protein of 510 amino acids. Gene Ontology annotation, molecular function: ATP hydrolysis activity; ATP binding.